This is a messenger RNA of Danaus chrysippus (African queen), 342 nucleotides long. NCBI's taxonomy places the organism in Eukaryota, Metazoa, Arthropoda, Insecta, Lepidoptera, Nymphalidae. The record is from the annotation of a GenBank genome assembly.
UUGGGUUAUACUGUGGCGAAUUCUAAGAAGAUUUACGGUGAAAUUAAACAAGCGGAUCCGGCUUUAUGGAGACGAAGCGAAGAUAUUGUUGUUAACGCGCCUAAUAAUGAAGUUAUUAGUGCUGUAUACGUAACCGAUUUGAGAGACAAUAAGGAUGGGGAAGCGGUUAUUUUAACCGGUGGAAUCGGCGCGAAAAGUGUUACUAUUGAACUGAAAAGUCCGUCGAUUUUAAGAGGAUAUAAGUUCGAAGUUGAAGUGUUCACUGAAAAUCCUAAUCUUAGAUUCCAAAGCAAAGGUUAUUCCGCUCCUUUGUAUGAUGGACAGUAUGCUAGGAAAUUUUAG